AGUUUUGUUUGUAUUGAGAUUCCUUCCACCAACACAAAGCCCCUGUCUAUGCGCCACGUGUCCACACUGACUCUCUUCGUCUUAUAUAUUCAUCUCUCUUCUUUGCUUCAGAAGUUUCAAACAUCUUAAUUUCUGGUUAUUUCUUCUAUAAACAAGGGGGGAACGUACGGUGAAUUAUGUUGAAAGCUGGGGCUGAUUUGCAAUUUCCACCAGGAUUUAGAUUUCAUCCGACGGAUGAGGAGCUCGUCCUCAUGUAUCUCUGCCGUAAAUGCGCAUCGCAGCCGAUCCCUGCGCCGAUCAUCACCGAACUCGAUUUGUACAGAUAUGAUCCUUGGGACCUUCCCGACAUGGCUUUGUACGGAGAAAAGGAGUGGUAUUUUUUCUCACCAAGAGACCGAAAGUACCCAAACGGCUCAAGACCGAACCGGGCAGCUGGUACUGGAUAUUGGAAAGCCACAGGUGCUGAUAAACCAAUCGGUCGUCCUAAACCGGUUGGUAUUAAGAAAGCUCUAGUGUUUUACUCUGGAAAACCUCCUAGAGGAGAGAAAACCAAUUGGAUUAUGCACGAAUACCGACUCGCUGACGUGGACCGGUCGGUUCGCAAGAAAAACAGUUUAAGGCUGGACGAUUGGGUAUUGUGUCGUAUAUACAACAAGAAAGGUGUCAUCGAGAAGCGACGGAGCGAGAUGGAGAAGGACGUGAAGCCUAUGAUCGACACGUGUCCAGUAGCGCCUCCGGUGACGAUAAACUUCGACAGAGCGGAAAUGAUCGCUGGCUCGAGCUGCUCGGACCACCCAGUGGUCUCACCCGAGUUCACGUGCGAGGGUGAGAGCGAGCCGGGUAGAUGGAGCAACGGUCGGUCGAGUAACGCCAUUGAUUUUCCGUUUAAUUACGUAGAUGCCAUCGCCGAUAGCGAGAUUGUAUCGCGGCUAUUGGGCGCGAAUCAGAUGUGGUCGACGCUUGACCCACUUGUGGUUCGUCAGAGAAGUUUCUGAGUUGUCACGUGCGAGUUAGUGGAACUGUAGAAAGUACUAUUCUAUAUCACUGUCGUCGCACGUGUCGGCUAACCGGUUUGAACUUGCUAGCUAGAAAGGAACGAAAUGGGCUUUUGCCAACAAUUGGGCCCUUAGCUUUUCGCCUCGCUUAAUACGAGCUACACUACGUGUAAUGAUCCAACAACAUAGCACUACGUUUAUUUGAUCGGGAAUAAAUUGAUUUUAAAAUCUGAUAUAUAUUUUUUUCUUCAUAAUACAAUUAUGGAAUGGAUAAAAUCCCCUUAGCUGAAAUUAAUAAGUCAACA
Thlaspi arvense is the source of this 1300-nucleotide messenger RNA. The record is from the annotation of a GenBank genome assembly. Lineage: Eukaryota; Viridiplantae; Streptophyta; Magnoliopsida; Brassicales; Brassicaceae.